Amblyraja radiata (thorny skate) is the source of this 2136-nucleotide messenger RNA. RefSeq names its product CD276 antigen-like. The transcript has 7 exons. Gene Ontology annotation, cellular component: external side of plasma membrane. Lineage: Eukaryota; Metazoa; Chordata; Chondrichthyes; Rajiformes; Rajidae. The record is from RefSeq and is a predicted model, not a curated record. Bases 563 to 1531 code for a protein of 322 amino acids. Gene Ontology annotation, biological process: immune response; negative regulation of T cell proliferation; T cell costimulation.
UUGUUCCUUCUCUGGAAUAUUUUAUGCCAGUGUAAACCGGCAUUAUAGUUCCUUCCUGUACAAAACAGAGAAAGUCCAGAGAUCUGGGGAGAGCGAGGUUGUUAAAACAAACGGGAGGAGGGGAUUUCUAUAACCACACAACGCUCGGGAAUUUCCCGGAAUUAUGGUUUCAGUCUGUUGGGACGUGUGUGAGCGAGCAGUCGCCUUGACCUUCGUUUCCUCUCCGGUCUUCACUUGUCCACUGUGCGUUCUGCUGGUCAAAGAUCUUAUAGCAGAGAUCUUUGCUGCUGGCCACCUGGCGUCGGAUUACCUGCAGGUUUAACAGCAAGGACUACUGCAAAAGCCACAGACUCCUUCCUGUGAGUUCUGCUUGUAGACCAGAACCAUUCACCGCCGCCUCCGCUUCGGAACAGUCACCCUGAAGCGAAAGUCAGGAAACUGAAAGUCGAUGAGAGAGAGAUAUUGAAGUCAGCGGCAGGGUGACUGACGGGGAGCUCCGGUACAUAGAGCAGUACAUCAUUGGAACAGGCCCUUCGACUCACAACAAUCUGUGCCAACUAAGAUGGUGAACCGAAUUAUGGAUAUAAGUUUUGAGCUAAAAUGUUGUCUUUUCUUCAUUCUGUUUGCAAGCACACACUCUGUUGAAAAGUUCAUGACUUUUAAAUGUGAGAGCCCAGUGAGAGGAGAAUUUAAUGUGGACACGAAGCUACGAUGCAGCCUGAAAACAACAGGGAUCAGUACAUUUACCACCAUUAAAUUACUAAAAGAUGACAAACCUCUUUUUACCUACGACACACGAGAACACAACAAUACAUUUCAGGGACAAAUUGAAUUACACCAUCUAGAUAAUGCGAGUGUCACACUGAUUAUCCAACAAACCAAACCAUCCAAUGGUGGGAUGUACCAUUGCAUCAUAUACACUGAUCAGGGCCAUGACAGUGCUGAUAUCGAGUUAGUGUUUAAAGCUCCAUACAGUUCGCCAAAUAUGACCUUACUUGAAGAAUCUAUCAGUUGCGAAACAAUGGGAUAUCCUCCUGCUCAGAUUCACUGGAUGCUCAAUGGAGAAAUAAAUCUCACCAAUAUAGCAAGAACCGACAGAGAAAACACAACCGAAGGUCUGUUUAUAAUCACCAGCAAACUUCCACUCAACCUAUCCAAAGAUAAUCGAGAGGAUAUCUAUACUUGUUCUGUAUGGAAUGAGGCAGAGGGAAGAAUUGAAGUGAAGACAUUCUCGUCAAUUUCAAAUCUUGUCCAACCGAGCCCAGAACCGAUAAGAGAAGAAAAGAAGAAAACAGUUCUCACUGCAGUCUAUGUCAUUAUUGGAGCUCUGCUCUCUGGAAUACUUAUCCUGGGUCUUUACCAACUCAGGAAAAGACACAGUCCAGAUCAAAGCCACGAACCAGAAUAUAUGGUAGGUUUGAUUUCAAAUAUUCGACUUAUUUUUAACGACUUGCGUCACUAUUCUUAUAGUUUCUUUGUUCUUUUAACAGUAAUAUCCGGAACAGUGCAACUGGUAAAUUCAAUCCGCUGAGCCAGCGUUUUGCAACGCAAUGUUUUAUCGGUUUGCUCAUCUUAUUGUGCAACUGCUCAACUUCAGCAUCCGCCACAGAGAUUGCGAAAAUCAUUGUAACCUGAAAAGUAAAAUUAUGCUUUCACGAUCCAGUGAUUGGACCAAAGAACGAUGGCACUUUGCUGAGCUCCUCCACUCGUUUCGUUUGACGUCACCAACAUCAUACAUUGAUUAUUCACACUUAGUAAAACACAACGGCACGGUGGCGCAGCAUUGGAGUUGCCGCCUUACAGCGCCGGAGACCUGGGUUCGAUCAUGACUAUGGGUUCUAUCUGCACAGUGUUUGUACAUUCUCCCUGUGACUGUGUGGGGUUUUCCCAGGUUUUUCAGUUUCCUCCCACAGUCCAAAGACGUUCAGGUUGGUUGUAAAAUUGUAAAUUGUUUGUAGUGUGUAGGCAAGUGCUAGUGUACAAGAUGAUCGCUGGUCGAUACAGACUCGCUAGGCCAAAAUCAAAAGAAAGACUGGAUACAAAAGAGGUCAAUCUGCUUCCCUAAGGAAUAACACUGCUUUACACAUAGAAUGCUUAAUAAAUCAAUGCGCCAGCCACCAUAAAUGUAUAAUAAAA